Racocetra fulgida is the source of this 550-nucleotide messenger RNA. Lineage: Eukaryota; Fungi; Glomeromycota; Glomeromycetes; Diversisporales; Gigasporaceae. The record is from the annotation of a GenBank genome assembly.
AAGACCAAAAUUUCAAAUUCGAUUUGACGCCUUUUUUGAAGAUGAAGUCGAAUCAUAUAUAUCACCUACUACAGCUGCGACAAAUUAUAAAAAGGCUAUAAAUAAAACAGGUCAAUUAUCUGGAUUAUUGCUAUUUGGAUUGCAACUUCAGAUGCUUAAAGAUAUUAGAAAAUCUCGAAUUAGGCAAUGUACGAAGAAUGUUAGACCAAGUUUAAUUAAACCUGCAGAUAAAUCUUCUGAGUCAACACUUGAUAAUCCUGCAGUAAAUUAUCAUUUGCCACGUGAACAUAUUAUCGUAAUUGAGCGGAAUAAUUUAACCCAAAGAAUAACUAAGGACAUUCUGAUUAAACUUGUCAACAUGAAUAAGGAAGCAAUAGAUAAUUUAGAAGCUAUUGAAGAAUCUAAGAUAGAUUUUAGUAACAUUUUAAGUUCAGUAGGUACUGGCGAGCAAUGUGACUGUAAAGGAAUACUUAGAUAUCUAAUUCCUUAUUUAGUAGAUGAAAAUCUAUUAUUACCUCACAAUCCGUCAGAAUGUAGGUCGGAAAGUUAA